Aspergillus tanneri is the source of this 687-nucleotide messenger RNA. Its product is annotated as bZIP transcription factor. Gene Ontology annotation, cellular component: nucleus. The transcript is spliced from 3 exons. Gene Ontology annotation, molecular function: DNA-binding transcription activator activity, RNA polymerase II-specific; RNA polymerase II transcription regulatory region sequence-specific DNA binding. The record is from RefSeq and is a predicted model, not a curated record. Lineage: Eukaryota; Fungi; Ascomycota; Eurotiomycetes; Eurotiales; Aspergillaceae. Bases 1 to 687 code for a protein of 228 amino acids. Gene Ontology annotation, biological process: regulation of transcription by RNA polymerase II.
AUGGCGGCCAGCGCUUCAUCAGCAGCAUCCCCCGUUUUCGCUGCCAAAGAAGCCUCCAACCAACAUACCCUUUCUCACAAUCCUUACUCCUCCGAUCUUUUUAAUUCAUAUUCUCCACAAUCUCUGUCCUUGGAUUCGCCUUUCAAUCUCCCCGGUAAUGGCUUCGCCGGUCUUGAAUCUUGGGAUACUUGGGCCACAGUGACGGACGGUCCAUCUCAGCCAUUGCCUGCUAUUUCGACUCCACUAUAUCCCGCGUCCUACACGCAUCCUAUUGAAUCACAGCCAAGUCCUUUGCAGAAUACUCUUCCUUUAAUAUCGGAUCUAGAUGUACAUGAGGAUUUCUUUCAACCGAAUGAUGUCCCCUUGACACACUCUGAAGAUCGCCAAUCUCAACUACCUCCUAUGUCCCUUCCAGCAUCGAUCACUACAUCGCCCAACCCAUCAUCGACGACUCCUAGUGAUUUGGCUGCAACCCGUUCAAAGUCCACGCUUUCUAAAGUAGAAAAGCGGCAACUGAAUACCAUGGCUGCCCGUCGCUAUCGUCAAAGACGAGUGGACCAAUUGACUCGUUUGGAGGAGGAGCUCAGGCAAGUCAAAGAGGAACGCGAUGCGUUGAAAAUGCGGGUUUCUAAACUGGAAGGUGAGACGGAAGCUCUCAGAUCUCUUGUCGGGAGAGGAAAGAAGUAG